This is a messenger RNA of Paramuricea clavata, 1107 nucleotides long. The record is from the annotation of a GenBank genome assembly. NCBI's taxonomy places the organism in Eukaryota, Metazoa, Cnidaria, Anthozoa, Malacalcyonacea, Plexauridae.
AUGUAUGAGAACCUCCUGAAUCAUGAUCCAGAGAGUGAAGAUCCUGAUGCGGAGAAACCAACAUAUGAAGGAAUCGAGCUUAAAUGUGGAUGGAAAGUUAUUGGAACUGAAAAUUUAGCAACCAGUAAUGCCAAAAGUAAGCAAGUUCUGACGAACUGGGUCGAGCGCACCAUUGAAGAUUCUUUCAAGGAAGUCAGCACAUUUGCAAGUGAUCUAUCUGCAUCAUUUCAAAACCGCAUUGAGACCUGCGGGGUAACCGAGGAAGUUGGAAAGGCAAACUUCUUUGACAUUGAAGAAAUAUUUCAACUUCUUUGUGGAGAAAGACUGUUAAACGAUCAUGUUAGAGUGAGAGAAGGUGAUCUGGAAGUGUUUGGAGCUGCAAGCUUUGAGUUAUUUUUCCAAGAAGUUUGCAACCUAAGCCACAUCAAAGCCAAAGACGAUGAGCUCUUUGACGAAAGACUCUCUCGAAAUGUGCUACGUCAAUGGAAAAGUGCAAUCAGGCAUUUAGUGUGGGAGAAAGCAAUGAAAAAUUUGCUUUUAUCUUGUCUGAAACCGGUGAAUGAUAACGGCAUUACCACUGCAGUAACAACUGAUCCCGAGGCUAAAUUAGAAAAGAUGGAAACAGUAGCACAAGAAGAUUGUAAACUCAAUCUUCAUCCGUUAUUCGCAUUGAAAUUUACAAGUCAUGCAUCAUUCCAAUGUUUUGUUGACGAAUCAAAGGUAGCGUCUCUGUUGUACACAAAUGAAAUCUUGUAUGACAAAGCAGGAAGCGUGGCAAUGACCGCAUUUGACAUUGCUACAUCCAUUGGGGGAUCUGAAGCAAUUGUUGAAAGUUUCUACAGUGUUAUGGACACUCAACGACAAGUGCGCCAGCUGCAUACCACUUUGGAAAACCGAACCAUACUUGACUGGGCUACAAGCAACGUGCUAAAUCUUGAAGAUGUUAUUUCAAAGGCCGCUAAACUUUACGUUGAUGGAUCAUCAUCAUUGAAACUACCACGUCAUCGUGUCGGGGUAAUGAAGAAAAAGACAGAGAAGUCAUACAAGGCUAGUCAGGUUCUGACGCGAAUGAAGUCGGAAAAGGGACGCUAUUCAUUCCUGUCAUGA